This is a messenger RNA of Opisthorchis viverrini, 1355 nucleotides long. RefSeq lists its product as hypothetical. Lineage: Eukaryota; Metazoa; Platyhelminthes; Trematoda; Opisthorchiida; Opisthorchiidae. Gene Ontology annotation, biological process: mRNA splicing, via spliceosome. Gene Ontology annotation, cellular component: spliceosomal complex. The transcript is spliced from 5 exons. The coding region runs from base 1 to 924 and encodes 307 amino acids. The record is from RefSeq and is a predicted model, not a curated record.
AUGGACCCAGCUAAGAAACGGUGUCUCCGUACCCGUCGACCCAGUGAUUCUUCCGAAUCUGAGGGAGAGAAAACCAAUGAUUCAAAUGAGCUUGUGCAGCAAGAGGACAGUACGCAUGUAGUUGAAGCCAUAAGGGAAUUACAGAAGGUCCGUAAGCGACCUCCUGGUAUCAGUCUCUCUGCUUUGAGUACUGGAAAAGCAGCUCCAGAAGAGACAAUCAUCGUUAGCGACCCCUUUAAGUUGAAAACGGGUGGAUUGGUGGAGAUCAGGAACGCGAUCAGGUCGAAGAAAACUGAAGAGGAGGAUGAUGUUGAAGCUCGUUUGGCUAAAACCUUCGCGACAGAGACUAACAAACGAGAUGAAGAUGCCGAAAUGAUUAAGUAUAUCGAAGAAGAAAUCGCUCGGCGGAAAGGAUUGCGACGUACUCCAUCCCCAGAAUCUAAUGCUGGUGCAGACCUCCUUCGCGAUGUACCGGAAUACUUGAGACCGGUUAUCGGUCAACAAAAGGAGGAUAUGUUAUCCAAUCAAAUGCUUUGUGGGAUCCCGGAAGUUGACUUGGGUGUGGAUGCGAAAAUGCGCAACAUUGAGGCAACGGAGGAGGCCAAACAAACUUUGCUCAAGCACCGUUUCAACCGUGGCUACGGAAUGGCGUCUGAUGGCCUGGCCCCAACUAAUGUGGCUGUCAACUUCGUUCAGCACAGUCGAUGGAAUAGUCACAACGCGACGACAACCUUUUCAUCUGGCGACUACACACGAGACCUUCUGAAUAUUGCUUCGAAGGCCAAUCCUCACAAGACGGACAUUGUCCAACAGCAGACAACUGGGCUUGAUGCGGAACGUGAACGUUUGGGUGCCGAACGAUCGACCGACAGUCUUGUAUUACAGCGUUUUAAGUCACACAUGCGCGGGCGCAAGCGACGGUGACGGACUCUUCCAUCCUGGCUCUUGAGAACUGCUUUCCUAACCGAUGUACAUAAAUUCCCCCGUCCCUGUGUGGUUGUCUGACUGUUGUGACCUCCAGAUCCCAACUCCACCCUAUUUCCCGUGUACAAAAUUUUUCCGUUUAUCCAUGCUUUCAAACGAGCCACACAGCUGUUGCAACUGGUGUAAACUCUGUACGCCAAGCCAUCUGUCUUUCUGGACACCUAGGUUUUAAGAGAACUUUGUAUGAGUUUUUAAACACCUAAAAUCACUUUCCCUUCAUGCUUUUCUGCCAAUUCGCUAAUCUCAGUUGUCAGUUCUCUUGCAAUAAUUAACGAAGUGGAGGCACUUAUUUGAUGGUUUUGAUGUAUCCUUCAUUCACGUAGCUUGUUAUGUAACUUCAUUGGGAUCACCAGUUACCGGUGAUGAUUGUU